AUGUCAACUUUGCACGCAUUACUUGACUAUUUGGACGCAGGAGGGUCAGGUUCCGAGGACAGUGGAGACAACACCCAGUACAAUGUCAUUCCGGCCGUGACGAAGAUGACCUCAAUUGCAUUCACUCUGACGGCUCCGUCAGAACACCCUUACGCUACCGGGCUGCAGAGAUCAGAUAAGAAGUAA
Molecule: messenger RNA, 186 nt
Organism: Protopolystoma xenopodis
Lineage: Eukaryota; Metazoa; Platyhelminthes; Monogenea; Polystomatidea; Polystomatidae
Source: the annotation of a GenBank genome assembly